Hevea brasiliensis (rubber tree) is the source of this 1931-nucleotide messenger RNA. RefSeq lists its product as uncharacterized. Lineage: Eukaryota; Viridiplantae; Streptophyta; Magnoliopsida; Malpighiales; Euphorbiaceae. The transcript has 3 exons. The record is from RefSeq and is a predicted model, not a curated record. The coding region runs from base 301 to 1764 and encodes 487 amino acids.
ACCAAGCUUUAGAUUCAAAUACUUCACCUUAAGAAUCAUCCAAGCUUCUUCUACUACCUCCUGCAACUCGUUGAGAUCUUCACCUUGGAUCCUACCUUCCUCUGUAAAAUCCCUCUCUUCUCUCUCUUUCACUCUCUGCUAGUUUUUAGUGUUUGUACUAAAAAGCUGCUCUUCCUGUUUUAAAUGCCUCUCUGUUUCUUUUCCAGCUUUUCACAACCUCUGCUUCCUCUCAUUAUUUCAUUUCCCUUUACUUAAACCUGUAUAUCAUUGUUCUUUUCUAUUUUUAAAUUUCAAAACAAUAUGGGUUCUAUUUCUACUAUCACUUUCUCUCGUCAAAAACCUUUUUUGAUUGAGAACAGGCCAGUGAUGCUCAAGGAUUACCUCAGGGAUGAUCUCAGCUCCUGUUCUUCCAAUGGCUUCAAAUCUUUUCCCCGCCGACAAUGCUGCACCACCGUCCGAUUUCUACUCGAGAUCGAUCUCAAUACCAAACCCAACCCCAAACAUACACGUCAACAGUUUUUCAAAAGAAGCAGAUCAUCUAAAGCAGCUUCUACAACAAUCUCUGCUCUUCAAAAGGCAUCGGAGGCCGUUAUUAAAGCUGUUAAGCUGCUUCCGAUUCCUUCCUCCUUCAUCAAGUCUUCAUCUCCGUUCGUACACAACAGAAGUAGAAAAGGAGGACUUCUUCUGCCCCGAAGCCUUUCGCGGAAGCUAUUCAAGAAAAGCUUCUGGAGGAAGGCUGAUCACAGAGAAAGAGAAGGCAGCGAGAUCAGACGGUGGAGAACUUUCCGUGAGUUCCUUGAGGAAGUAGAUAAACCGUCAGAUCACAACACAAAUCAAAACUCCACCUCACUCGUUACAACCGCAUUAACCAACGGCAGACUCUCAACGAGUUCAGGCAGUAACAGUGAGAGUUGGACUGAUAGCGAAUCUACUGCUCAGAGCGGUAAUUCAGAGAGUUACAGCAACCAAAACGCCGCCGCAAGAGGCCAAAAAGAUUUACCCAGCAAGAAGAAAGUCAGCGAGGUAGAAGGCGUAACGGUCGGUGAAGAUUCCAUCGCCUUCUCGGUGGAAAAAAACACAAAGCAGGAGUGGCCCAAUGAGGAGAACAAAGAGCAAUUUAGUCCAGUGUCAGUGCUGGACUGUCCAUUCCAAGAUGAAGAAGAUAUUAGCCCUCCUUUCCAGCGUAGUCUUGUCCGGAUGGAGGGAGCUAAACUGAGAUUUAGGGCAAAUAUCAUAAGGUUUGAGAAGCUUGCUCAGUUAGAUCCACUCAACUUGGAAAAGCAAAUGGAAUUGGCAGGGUUAGAGGAUGAAACCCUUAAAUCUCCUAUAAAAGCUCGUUCAUCGUCCUUCCACAACAACAUGUUCAGUGACAUUAAAGAAGACAAAAGUGCUUACGAGCUUCUUAAGCUCGUCAAGGCAACAAUACCAUCGAAUCAUCGCCUGAUAUCAGAGGCAGACAGUAUAUUGCUAGACUUCUUCAGAGAGAAAAUUAUGGAAAACAAAGCAAGUGUUAGCAUGGUAGAAGGACAAAAUAAAGACUUGGAGAAAGAGUUAGAGGUAGCACAAGAUUGGAUAAAUGGGCAUCCACAAGAAAUGUUUUUGGGGUGGGAGGUGAAGGAUUCCAGGGUUGUCUACCUUAGAGAAAUGGAGAGGAAAGGGAACUGGAGAAAUUUUGAUGAAGAAAAAGAAGAGAUGAUUUUAGAGUUGGAGAUUGAGAUCUUUACUUCUUUGAUGAACGAAGUCAUACUUGAUCUCCUCAGGUAAUUUAUCUGAUUAUUAGUACAACAAAUAUGGAUUAACUCAAGGUUGUUUUACUCAUUUGGAGGCAGGCCAUUUAGCUUGAAUGAUUAAAGCCACCUUGAAGCAUGAAUACACUUUGGGAUUGUGAAAUUUUAAAAUUUGAAAAAUCAUAUGAAUAUCUCUUGUAUUGA